AUGUCCGGAAGCAGCUCUCCUCGCUCACUUGGCGGCCGCCGCGGCCUGCCACUAUCGAUCGAAGUGCCUCCACUGCAGCAACCAUCGCCCCCAUCAAAUACCCUCCUUAUUACCGACCUAAACGACCUCUCGCUCUUCCAGCCAGGCUCUCUCGACUCUAUCAAGGCUCAUAUCACUGCCACGGCGCCGCUAAACUCAUUCUCCCCUCUACCAUCCUUCAGACGCAUAGUCUGCUCGUUCCUGAACACCGAUGAUGCUAUCAAAGUCCGUCAGCUGCUGGACAGAGCACCGCUGCAGGGCAAAGGCCGAGCAAGAGUAUACUUUGGUGAAAAGACACCUAUCCAGACAGACACGGAAGAGAUUCGACGCAGCAAGCUUCUUGAAGCCCCCCAGUCUCAGAAGAUGUUCUUUAUUAGCCCACCACCCAGCCCUCCACAUGGAUGGAUGAUGCGCAACGAGGAGCCGCCAAACAAGGAGGUUCAUGCCUCUGAUCUGGCUGAUGCGUUGGGCAGACUCGGUCGGUUCUACGGGUCUGAUAGCCAUAUUAACGAGUCUGGCCGUCGACCGGAGACGCCUGUUUCUCCCACGGAAGUGGCUACAGCCAUGGGUAUGGACGUGAAGGAAUCUACUCGCACCGGAUCAGGACAGAGGAGUCGGAGCAGUACCUUGAUUUACCACCCCGAGCACCAUGGCAGCAGUCCUAACCUGCCAGCUGUCAUGGUUGAGGAUACUUCGGUUGGCUCUGAUAUGGAUUCCGAUAUGGACCUGAGCCCCCUUGACACUCACCCAAAAAGGAUAUUAGCACAUACCUCUCGUCCUCCAACUGAGUUGAUGGAGCUGUGA
Messenger RNA from Nannizzia gypsea CBS 118893, 843 nucleotides. RefSeq lists its product as hypothetical. The transcript has a single exon. NCBI's taxonomy places the organism in Eukaryota, Fungi, Ascomycota, Eurotiomycetes, Onygenales, Arthrodermataceae. Gene Ontology annotation, cellular component: cytoplasm; nucleus. Bases 1 to 843 code for a protein of 280 amino acids. Gene Ontology annotation, molecular function: nucleic acid binding; calcium-dependent protein serine/threonine phosphatase regulator activity. Gene Ontology annotation, biological process: calcium-mediated signaling. The record is from RefSeq and is a predicted model, not a curated record.